Messenger RNA from Fraxinus pennsylvanica, 1647 nucleotides. Lineage: Eukaryota; Viridiplantae; Streptophyta; Magnoliopsida; Lamiales; Oleaceae. The record is from the annotation of a GenBank genome assembly.
AUGGGUGCCGAGGGUGAUUCAAGCGUGACUGUGAGUGGUGGCGAACAGGUGAAUGUGAAUAUCCGAUGCUCCAACGGCUCGAAAUUCUCCGUACGGACGAGCCUCGAAUCGACAGUGGGGGAUUUCAAGGCUGUUCUGGCGCAGAAUUGCGACGUUCCAGCUGAACAACAGCGUUUGAUUUACAAAGGUCGGAUCUUAAAGGACGACCAAACCCUAGUUAGCUAUGGUUUGCAGGCAGAUCACACGGUUCAUAUGGUGCGUGGUUCUGCUCCAGCUGCAUCACAACCCUCAGUUGGUGCUGCUGCAAGUGCUGAAAAUGCCAAUAAUUCUGGCGCCACACAAGGUGCUAGUCCCGAUGUAGGGGGUGCUGGGGGCACUGGUUUAGGGGCUUCAAUGUUUCCAGGGCUUGGUUUGGAUGCACUUGGUGGCACUGGAGCAUCUGGGUUGUUUGGAGCUGGACUUCCUGAGUUUGAACAGAUGCAACAACAACUAACCCAGAAUCCUAACAUGAUGAGAGAAAUAAUGAACACACCAGCCAUUCAAAGCAUAAUGAACAACCCUGAGAUCAUGCGCAGCUUAAUAAUGAAUAAUCCUCAAAUGCGAGAUAUUAUUGAUCGGAACCCUGAACUUGGUCAUAUUCUUAAUGAUCCUGGCAUCCUUCGGCAAACAUUAGAAGCUGCUAGGAACCCUGAGCUAAUGCGUGAGAUGAUGCGGAACACUGACAGGGCAAUGAGCAAUAUUGAAUCUUCUCCCGAGGGAUUUAACAUGCUUAGACGUAUGUAUGAAAAUGUCCAAGAACCCUUCUUGAAUGCAACGACAAUGGGUGGAGGCACGGCAAAUGAUACGGCAUCAAACCCAUUCGCUGCUCUAUUGGGUAACCAAGGCACUGGUGCCCAAACCAGAGAUGGAUCUAAUCCUUCAACUGCUGGCUCCGAAAUGGCCUCUGGGGAUUCCGCACCAAAUGCUAAUCCACUUCCCAACCCAUGGACUAAUGCUGGAGGAGGUUCUCAAACAAAUAAUGCUACAAGAGCUAAUCCUGCCAGUGAUGCAAGGCCACCUGGUGUGGCCGGUUUAGGAGGGCUUGGGCUUCCUGAAUUGGAGCGUAUGGCUGGCAUGUCGGAUCCCUCUGCCUUCAGUCAAUUUUUGCAAAAUCCAGCCAUGACCCAGAUGAUGCAAAGCUUGUUUUCCAACCCUCAAUAUAUGGAUCAAAUCCUGGGCUUCAAUCCUCAGCUACGCAGCAUGCUUGAUAUGAACCCUCAACUGAGAGAAAUGAUGCAAAACCCUGAAAUUCUUCGGCAAUUGACCUCACCUGAGACAAUGCAGCAAAUGAUGGCUCUGCAGCAGCAACUGUCUCAGCUUGGUCAGCAGCAAUCAACACCAGAAAGAACUCCGGCAAAUCAGGGUACAGGAACCCAAAAUAACAUGGGGCUGGAAAUGCUGAUGAAUAUGUUUGGUGGACUUGGAGCAGGUGGUUUGUCCGUCCCAAGCAAUCCUAAUGUGCCCCCAGAAGAACUUUAUGCAACUCAACUAUCACAGCUUCAAGAGAUGGGGUUCUUUGACACCCAAGAGAAUAUCAGAGCACUGCGUGCGACUUCUGGAAAUGUUCAUGCAGCAGUGGAACGACUUUUGGGGAACCUCGGACAAUAG